AUGCAGCUUAUAUCGCGCCCCGACGAGGUUGCGUUUCUCAAACCUGAUGCAAGCCGCAUCAAGUUUUGCGAGCCAGGUCUCACGGCCAAUACACUCGAUGUUGUGGAUGAGGGCAUUCCAUUCUUGCACCAAUGCCUCAUCGUCUCGACCACGGUUGCCAUUGUACCACCGAUGUUUGAAAAACGCAUCGGUGAAGAACUUCUUCCUCAGCACGGAUAG
This is a messenger RNA of Peronospora matthiolae, 219 nucleotides long. NCBI's taxonomy places the organism in Eukaryota, Oomycota, Peronosporomycetes, Peronosporales, Peronosporaceae. The record is from the annotation of a GenBank genome assembly.